This is a messenger RNA of Pseudovirgaria hyperparasitica, 1110 nucleotides long. RefSeq lists its product as uncharacterized. Bases 1 to 1110 code for a protein of 369 amino acids. The record is from RefSeq and is a predicted model, not a curated record. The transcript has 4 exons. NCBI's taxonomy places the organism in Eukaryota, Fungi, Ascomycota, Dothideomycetes, Acrospermales, Acrospermaceae.
AUGCCUGGUUUUCGCGGGAUCACCCUCGGUGUCAAUUCGCAAUUCGAUGUGGAGCAAGUUCCGGAGUUUGCACCACCCAAGAAGCCGGGCUUCCCCAAGCUCUUGGAAAAUAACGUGGCCUCAGUGUACAUACAAUCGCGACCAGGAGCGCAGUUUUGGGUUUGCUAUAGCCUAAGCGAGCCGGAGCCUCCUUCAGCUUAUUUCUUUUUCAAGCUCUCGAUCAAUGACACGGACGUGGUCUCUUGGGGUGUCGGAAAGGAGGAAGACUAUCAAGGAAAAACAAUGCAUGCGCUUUACGAGGCUACAGAAACUUGGAAUGCAAGAAGUUCAGCUACUGAAAGACGAGGCUUUUUCUUCGCGGCCAACAGCAGACAGGAUGACAACCUGGAAGGAAAUUAUGGGGCAAGGUUUGAGAUCCGCGUUUAUCGUGCGGCCGGACGCCAGAGAAUUGCGAAGGAUAUGAAUCAAUAUAGAGAUACCAUACAGGGGCGCAAACGACCAACGGGUUUAGAGAUCUUGUCUGUUGGCCAGGUAAAGAAAGAACAGCCAAAGCGAUUCUACAAAUAUGCACUCGUAGAUCCGGUGGACAUGCCAUACGCUACAUUCCGGUACUACUACAAAACAUUAGAUGAGUUGAAGCGCCUCGAGAUUCUGCGAGUUCCCGAUGGCUCCGAUGAGAGCUACAUCGAUAGUUACCUUAGCCUCGACCUGCAAGAUUCAAUGGAGAAUGUACAAGGGCCGGAAGGAGUUGAUGGUCACCACAGCGAGACGUCUCUUGAUUCCUCCAGCAAAGCACCGGAGGCACAUGGUAAUCAGCCAGAUGAAGAUGACAUCGAGGACGACAAGUUCGGCUUUGUUGGGCGUCCGAAGAGAUUAUCUAUCCCGCCUUCGCGGCGCCUCUUCCCCACCACGAACAGCUCUUUUCCAAUGUCAUUGUUUUCGAGGACUACGGAGGACACGGUCGAAACUCAUGAUAGAGAGGCAUGGCGAGCACCGAGCCCAAUUAGAGGAGGCUUCAGGGACAUCGAUUCUCCAACUCCAGGACGUAAGCGCUCUCACACAGCUGAGGUCUGGCAGGAUGUGGUUAAUGACACGGUCUCAAAGAAGUAA